Entrophospora candida is the source of this 1173-nucleotide messenger RNA. The record is from the annotation of a GenBank genome assembly. Lineage: Eukaryota; Fungi; Glomeromycota; Glomeromycetes; Entrophosporales; Entrophosporaceae.
AUGGCACCAAUACAUACCUUAAAUAGUGGAUCUACUGUUGCCAAAAAUUUUCAAGGGCGUGGAUAUAAAUUAGAUAGCACUAGAGAACGUGAGCUUGAAUCUGAACAUAAUGAGUUACUCAUUAAAACCGAAUUUUUUGCUAAUAAAUGUUCCAAUUUUAGAAAUGCCAAAGUGCUUGCAGAAUCACGAUCAGAUGGGCUUGCAAAAGAGCUGAAAUCAAAAAAUAAAAAGAUUUUACACCUCCAGAAAAAAUUAAAUCGAACCACCGAUGCCAAAACACGAAAUGACUCAAAUAUAAAACAACUCAAAGAAGAAAUCAAACAGUUACAGAGCAAAAAUACUAAUCUUGUAUCCCAGGGUGCUCUUAAAGAACUUUCUCUUACUGGCUAUCAAACCAAGUAUUACAAAAAAAUGGAAGAGGCAAAUUCUUUCCAAUCUAGAAUAAAGUCAUUGGAAGAGAAAUUAUUUUCAGCUCAGAAGGACUCAUCUCUGAAAGCUUCCGGGAUCGAUUCUCUCAAGUCCAAAAUAACUGAAUUGGAGCUCAUGAAAGAUGAAUUAUCCUUAAAAGUUAGUGAGCUUGAACAUCUAAAAUCGGAGGAUAUAUCAGAACCCAUAGUUGGUGGAGAUAAUGAAAAAAAUGCGCAGAGCGAUGAACAAAGCCCCAUAACCAAGUCUGACGAUAUAUCUGCAAUUAGUGAACCUAGCAAAAAUCUCAGUCAAUAUUUUAUACGUAGGGGCAAAGCCCCAUUGCUAUGCAAUAAAAAAAAUAUGGAUCAAGCUGGAAAAAUCGAUGGUAUUAUCUCAGAUCAUACUAGGCAUGAUGGGAUUACUGAACCAUCAAAAGUCGAUACUGAGAUCAGCUCUAAGAUAAACGAGGAAACCAACAUUAAUGAAAUUAGUAAAGAUAUAUUACUUGUUCAAGAGAUAAAGAACGUGACACCCCACCUUGCACAGCCGGAAAAUCAUACUUCCUCUUUGAUCGAAUUGCAUCCUCAGAUUUCGGUGGGAGGAAUAGAAGCAAUCCCUGCUGUGGCAAGAACUUUGAUGUCACCGCUAUCAGCAUAUAUUUGUCUUAUUCUAUUAAUUAUUGCAGUUAUGUGGUUCGUGGUAUUGAGACACACAUGGGGGUUGGAAAGGAAAAGUGAACAGUUGCAGGAUGUGUGGGUUGGAUAA